CAUUGGACCCUUCUUCGCAUCCCCACUUCCUUCCCCAUUCAGGUUCUGAUUAGAUUUUUUACAGUGCCAAGAAUUCUCACAAAUUUCACUGAGUCAUCCCUAAUAGGUCGCCGUCGAGAUCUUUCUCCUGCUAGUGGGGAAAAAGCAUGAGUGCACGGAAGAAGACUCCGUUUCAGAAACAUAGAGAAGAAGAAGAAGCAAAGAAAAAACGAGCAGAGGAUGAAACGGCUCGGUUAUAUCAAGAGUUUGUGGAAUCAUUUCAAGCAGAUAAUACGCCUGGUUCUAAGGCAUUUGUUAGAGGAGGCUUGAUCAAUCCCAAUGAGAGGAUAAAGCCUGAUACUGAAGGUGGAAAUUCCAAAGAUGAGGUUUCUGGUUUAAAGAAGGGGAGUAGGUAUGUCCCAUCUUUCAUACCACCUCCUUUGGUUACCAAGGGUAAAGAAUUUGACAAGAAGAAGGAGGAGAAGCCAAAGGAAAAAGAAAAGGGGAAGUCAAGGAACAUUGACCAUUUUAUGGAGGAGCUGAAGCAUGAGCAGGAAAUGAGGGAAAGGCGAAACCAAGAGCGUGAACACUGGCGUGAUGCUCGCCAUGGUGAUAAUUCUGCACCAUCUAGCCGGUUCGAUGAGCUGCCAGAUGACUUUGAUCCAAGUGGAAGGCCUGGAUCAUUUGAUGAUGGAGACCCACAGACCACAAAUCUUUAUGUUGGAAAUUUGUCACCUCAGGUUGAUGAAAAUUUCCUUUUGCGGACUUUUGGAAGAUUUGGACCUAUUGCCAGUGUGAAAAUAAUGUGGCCUAGGACAGAGGAGGAGCGUAGACGCCAAAGGAACUGUGGUUUUGUAGCUUUCAUGAAUAGGCUUGAUGCACAAGCUGCAAAGGAUGAAAUGCAAGGUGUGGUAGUUUAUGAAUACGAGUUAAAGAUUGGCUGGGGUAAAUCUGUGGCUCUUCCAUCACAAGCACUUCCUGCUCCCCCUCCAGGUCAAAUGGCCAUCAGGAGUAAGGAGGGUGCCACUGUUAUCUUGUCUGGCCCUUCAGGUCCUCCAGUUACUACAGUGCCUAGUCAAAAUUCUGAGUUGGUUCUUACACCAAAUGUGCCUGACAUUAAUGUUAUCCCACCGGAGGAUGAUCACCUUCGCCAUGUUAUAGAUACCAUGGCUCUCUAUGUUCUUGAUGGUGGUUGUGCUUUUGAACAAGCAAUAAUGGAGCGUGGUCGUGGAAAUCCCCUAUUUGGGUUCUUGUUUGAACUUGGGUCUCAGGAGCAUACUUAUUAUGUCUGGAGGCUGUAUUCUUUCGCCCAGGGGGAUACUUUGCAACGAUGGCGAACAGAACCCUUCAUUAUGAUUACUGGUAGUGGCAGGUGGAUACCACCUUCUCUUCCUACUGUAAAAGGCCCAGAACAUGAAAAGGAUGGCGGAAGUACAUAUGCUGCUGGGAAAAGCAGGCGUGUAGAGGUGGAAAGAACACUAACUGAUGCACAGAGAGAUGAGUUUGAGGAUAUGCUGCGUGCAUUGACUUUGGAAAGGAGUCAAAUAAAGGAAGCAAUGGGUUUCGCUCUAGAUAAUGCUGAUGCUGCUGGAGAGGUUGUUGAAGUUUUAACUGAGUCACUGACUCUUAAAGAAACACCCAUACCAACAAAAGUUGCAAGGCUUAUGCUUGUCUCAGAUAUCCUUCACAAUAGUAGUGCCCCGGUGAAAAACGCCUCUGCUUAUCGCACCAAAUUUGAGGCAACUUUGCCUGACAUAAUGGAAAGCUUCAAUGACUUGUAUCGUUCUGUAACGGGGAGAAUCACGGCUGAGGCACUUAAGGAGCGAGUACUGAAAGUUCUUCAAGUAUGGGCUGAUUGGUUUCUGUUUUCUGAUGCAUAUGUGAAUGGAUUAAGAGCUACUUUCCUUCGAUCAGGAAAUUCUGGUGUGACUCCAUUUCAUUCUAUAUGUGGUGAUGCCCCUGAGCUAGAACAGAAUACUGGCUCAGAUGACCGUGGGGAAGGUGAAAAGAUUAACCAAGAUGCGGCUUUGGCAAUUGGGAAAGGAGCUGCAAUGAAGGAGCUCUUGAACCUUCCACUUAGUGAGCUUGAACGACGAUGUAGGCACAAUGGGUUAUCUCUUGUAGGUGGCAGAGAAAUGAUGGUUGCACGGUUACUUUAUCUGGAAGAGGCAGAAAGACAACGAGUCUAUGAAGUUGAUGAUGAGUUGAAGUAUCAACAAAGUCAGUCAAGUUCAGCUAGAUAUCCUAGUGGCAAGAAAGAGAAAUCUGUUGAUACAGAUCCAAUGGGAUUCUCGGGAUGGAAUAGUCAUGAGGAUGAGAUGCAGUUGAAAGGAAAAGGAGCAGUGCCUUUGCUCCCAACAAAUCCUGUUGGACAUGAACUAAGUUCCUAUACUAAUGAAGGGAAAAAUGAUUCCAUUUUGCCUGCCUCGAAGUGGGCCAGAGAGGAUGAUGAGAGUGAUGAUGAGCAAAACGGAAGUGCUAGGGAUCUGGGAUUGACCUAUUCUUCCUCGGGAAGCGAAAAUGCUGCUGAUGGACUUGAUAAGAAUGAGGAGCCCGAUUUUACAACUGAUGUGAGCAAUUCAUCACAUUCUGAAAGUGGCUUGAAUGAAGAGCAGAGACAAAAGCUGAGGCGGGUGGAAGUUGAACUCAUAAAAUAUCGUGAAUAUUUGGAAGAGCAAGGCACAAAAAGUUCAGAAGAAAUUGAGAGAGAAGUUGAAAGCCGUCGAAGACGAUUACUAUCUGAUUGUGGAUUGUUGGAUAUGAAUGAAGAUGCUUCUGGAAGAAGGAGGUCAUCUUUGGAGAGAAAAGACAAGAGAGAUAAUUUGCAUGAACCUGUAAGGAAGCGUCGCCGCAGCCGAAGUCGAAGUAAUAGUCCUCCACGAAAAUCAUCUAUGAAAGACAGGGAUAGGGACAGUGAAAUUAACAGAGAAAGAGAGAGACGUCGAGAAAGGGAAAGACAUGGUUUAGAAAGUGAAAGGGGAAGGGAUCGUGAAAGGGACCGCGAAAAAAGUGGAAGCAGGGAGAGGGAUGAUCAUGACAGAGAAAAAAGCAGGGAAAGAGACAGAGAAAGGAGAAGGGUGAAAUGAGUUGGUAGGUGUGAUACUGGAAAUGAUUGUUGGUUGCAAUGAAGAGGGGCUUGGUUUGCCUUGGGUUGAAAUAGGUUCCUAACAUUUGUUUGAACUUGCAGUGCUGCAUAAUGGUUCUGAUCCCAAGAUUGAGCUCUCCGAUUUCCAGGCACAAACGGGCUUUUUUUUUUUUUCAGAAGAUCUGCCUGAAUCAUUAUGUUAGUCAUUUUGGAAACUUUUAUAGCCUCAGAUUUUCUGUGAAAGAUGUUAUAUCAGUUGCGAGCCCUUUUAUAUAUUAAUUAUAUAAAAUACGCCUUAGAAUUUUUACCUCAGUAA
Molecule: messenger RNA, 3380 nt
Organism: Coffea arabica (coffee)
Lineage: Eukaryota; Viridiplantae; Streptophyta; Magnoliopsida; Gentianales; Rubiaceae
Source: RefSeq, a predicted model, not a curated record